AUGGUGCAAUAUAAACCUAAAGGAGCUGAAACAGAGUCACCAGCUUCACAAGGUUUUACAAUGUUAAAUUUCAAUCCUGAUUAUCCCGAAUGGACAAAAAGAUAUGAUUCACCAGAAAUUUGCGAUUUACAACGAUCUGGUAUUGGCAAAGUUCCAUGUUUAAGUUACUUUGAAGCAGAUGAUACACCUGUUAAAACAAUCACAGCACGCGCUGCUGUAGGUAGCUUUGAUACUGACGAAUAUAUAAGGACAGUUUAUUUGUCAUUUACAUUUGGUAUUCCAUCACAAGUUGAACCUCUGUUCAAUUUACCUGAUAAAUGGCCUUCUUAUUGUGGUUAUGCGAAUGCUGGCUUUACUAUCGAUAAUUUACAUGGAUAUGUAGUAACUCCAGAUGGUGGAGAUCAUUUUAUGCUGAAACUAAAUGGACAACCAGUUCAUUCAUUAGGAGAUCAAGUUACAGUUCAUUUUAAAGUACAACCAAAUUGGUAUUACAAUGGUACUCGAUGUGCUGAAUUCAAUAGCAUUAUUUUUGACCGAGAAAAUUGGCAAGAGCCAAAACAAGUUGAUAUGUCGUUUGGUGAUUACGGAUGCUGUUCAUACGCACUCACAGCAGCCGGUGGUGGAUACGAGUGGCAAUAUUCUACAUCAACAUUUGCUGUUUAUGCAUGUGACGGACAAGCCGGUUAUGGUUGUACCGACAAAGAACCAUGUGGAGGUUAA
Rotaria socialis is the source of this 720-nucleotide messenger RNA. The record is from the annotation of a GenBank genome assembly. Lineage: Eukaryota; Metazoa; Rotifera; Eurotatoria; Philodinida; Philodinidae.